Messenger RNA from Diatraea saccharalis (sugarcane borer), 12105 nucleotides. The record is from the annotation of a GenBank genome assembly. Lineage: Eukaryota; Metazoa; Arthropoda; Insecta; Lepidoptera; Crambidae.
AUGUCGGAAGAAAUUGAUUUGAACACAAACAAUCUCUGUACCACAGAAGACGCAUUUGAAAAAUUCCAAGCAAUAUCUAUGUAUGAAGAAGAUGAAUUUAUCACUUUAUCUGAUUUAGUGUCACCGCGCCAGGAAGUAUCUGACCAAGGAGAUUUAAAUGAUAUACGGUACGAAAAUGAGGUUAUUUUAGAUUCACAACUUGAAGAGCAAGUUCCAGAAGUAAACAGCACCAUUGAACUUGGCCCUGAUGAGAAUAAAGUAGUUGAAGAAUGCUCAUCUCUUCCAAAAGAGUAUACAACAGAAUGCUCUUCUUCUAUAGAAAGAGCUCAGGAAACUAGACCAAAAAAAGGAAGGCGAAAGAAAACACAACAGAAUGAUUCUAUUUUAACUGUAAAUCAUACCCAUAACGAACAACAGGAAAUUUUGACACUAGAUGAUAAGCAAUAUCAAUCAACACCACCACCAUCAACUCCUCAAAGGAGACGUGGUAGGAAACCUAAGCAAAACAAACAAGUUAUUGAUAAUGUAAGCAUUACUGGGACAACAUUGAAUGACACAGAAAAAGUAGACAACAGUAUGCAAAUAAUUCCAGCUAAUAUUGAUGAUAUUGAAUCACAAAAUACCUCAACUGAGAAUGAAAAUUUUUCUGGAAGCCCAUAUCCUAAGAGACGAGGAAGGCCUAAGAAGAAACAUCAAGUAAAAAAUAUAGACUUACCUAAAGAAGAAAAUAAUACUUUGAAAACAGAGGAAGGAGUAAGUGAAAUUAUAGAAGCAAAAGAUUUCAUGACUUCUGAUGAAAGUAAUUUGACACAAAAAGUCACAAAAAAGGGAAAGAGAAAACAGCAAUUAUCUGUGGAAAAAGACUUUCAUGAAGAAAUAGAUACAAUGGAUACAGAACCUACUUUCUCAGGUCAAUCUUUAGAACUUGAAAAAUGUAGUAACACAGUUCCUAUAAAACCAAUUAAAGGUCCUAAAAAACCAAGAAAGUCUAAAAAACAUCAAAAUAAAAAUACUUUGAUAAAAGACCCUACUGAAACAGAUUUUAAGAAAACUUUGUCUGAAGAAGAUUUUGGUGAUGAUAUUUCUCUAAGUAAAUUAAAAGAAACACUUGAACCACCUAAUGGUGUUUCUUUAGAGACACAGAAUACUGAAGAGAUGCUAAAUGACUCUACUAAUGUUCCUUGUAGUGUGACAGAAAAAACAGAAUUGAUGGAGAUUGAAAUAAAAGAGAUUAAAACAAUAAAUUCUGAUUUACCAACUGUUGUUGAGCCUGACUUGAACACAACUAUUGAUAUCAAAGAAAAUAAACAAGAAAUUUCAGUAAAUGACAUAGAAAACAAAGAAGAUAUAAAUGAUUCUCUUCUCAUUGAAGAUAUCUCAAAAAGGCCCAUGCGUAGAAGAGCUCGUAAGACAUUUCACUAUGAUGAGGACUCUGAUGAGGACCCAUUUGCAAAUGUUGAAUUAUCAGAAGAUGAUGAACCUAAAAGAGGCAAAAAGAGUGGAAAAUAUUAUUCAGAUGAUGAAUAUAUUCCAGGAGGUAAAAAACAUGGUAGUAUCAGUUCCUCUGAUGCAUCAGAUAGUGACAUUGAUGCAGUAGUAAAUGAAUUUAAUUCCAAACUGAAAAGGAAGAGACAGCGAUUAGAUGUUUCAACUGACAAGAGCCCUAAAAAAUAUGGCAAAAAAACUAAAUGUGAGAAAGAUAAAUCAUUGGAAGUCAAAACCAUAACACCUGAUACUAGUUUAAUACUAGAAGAUGAUAUUGAAGUAUGCUUACAGUCCUCACUGAUUAAAGCUAACGAAGAUUCAAAACAAAAAUUGGGCUGGGGUGCUUCAAAUGAGUUUGAAAAUUUUAUUGCAAAACGAAUUCAAGGUACGGAUAUUAAGAUUAAAAAAGCAUCUUCAGUUCAGCCUCUUGAGAUACCUGUUAUAGAUCCAAAUGAUGCAAAGAAGACUAAAGAGACUAGCACACAGACUGCACGUGUCCAUACUACUUCUGCUGAAGUUCAAACAUCAGUGCCAUAUGAUAUUCCAAUGAAAGAUAAUGUGCCUUUGACUAUAGAACAGACAGAAAAAGCUUGUGAAUUCUUAAAAGGUAUAGUAAAAACUACUGCUGAGUUAGGUCAACUAAUGACACAAAAAUCUGAAGAUUUUAUCUCAAAGAAAAUUAAUACAUCCCAUGUUACUGAUACAUUUAAAAUGGAUUAUUGUGUGCGCAAAUCGUUUUUGCUAUUUAAACUAGCCAAACAUAAUUUAAUGCAAAUGGAAGAAGACUUGUCUAAACGGUAUGAUGAAUUCCUAAAAGAUAAUGAUUUGGUGAAACAUAGAGAAAAGCCCAAGGAACUAUUAUCAACCAAGAAGUCUGAUGAUGGUGACAGUGAUUGUGAAAUAAUUGAUGCACCACCAAUUGUUUUACAGAAACCAAAAAAAGAGAAUACAAAACCAAAAUUUAAUCCUAAAACAGUGUUUCUCAAUAAAGAAUUAUCAAUAAAAAUUGCCAAAAAACCAUCUGAAGAGAAAAAGCUUGAAAUAAAGGGGCGUCAUACUGUGUGGAUCAGUGAUUCAGUAAUGGUGAAGAAAGUCAAACCCACUCAGUCUUUUUUAGCCAAGGGCAGCCGAAAAAAAAAACCACCUGAUUAUAUAACAAUAGAAAUGGUAAAUAACUUUUUUAAAGAAUAUAAUCGCAAGCAAGCUUUGCUAGCUUGCGCCCCUUUUGUUACCACAGAGUGGUUAUAUAGUUUUAAUGAAAAUGUUGUAUGCAGUUAUUUUGUUACAAAGUGUGAUGAAUAUUCAAGUGGAUCUGUUUCUGAAAUACCAAGUGACAGCGAAUUGGAUUCAAACAAUGAAACAAUAAUUAUUAAUCCAAAAAAUAUGAGCAUUCAACAUUCAAAUAAUGAGCUUAAGACAUACAAUGUCAGUACAUUAUUUUCCCUUUGUACCCAAGUUUUACAAAGGCAACUGAACUUGACCACCUCUAAACCUUAUGAUAAAUCAGUGAACAAACAAGGUUUAAAUAAUAGACAAGUCCUACACUCGUUAAAUUAUAUGUGCUUAAAGAAUAUUAAAUUGCAUAUAACACCUAAUCUGAGUUUGGAAGACCUAGAAAAAAGAGAGAACAGAAAUGCUUUGCCUCUACUGACAUUAUGUUUUAAUAAAAUUACUGAAGCAAUGGACAAUCAUUACCAUGAACUACAUAAGGACAGUAAUCCAAAGAGUCAGUGUUACAAUCUCGAUCUGCAAUUAUCUAAAGAUGAAUUACAUCCUGUAAACAAUUUCCCUCCUCAAAAUGUUAAAUCACUUUUUACACUCUGUGUAACAUUUAUGCAAAAGCAACUGCAGUUCAAAAAUGUAGAUGAUUAUCAAAGACACUUAAGCAAAAAAGUGGAAAUUGAACCUAACACACUUAAACAUAUUACCUUUAAAAUAAUUGCAAAUCUAAUAAAUACUGACAAUGUUAAUAUUAUCAAUAAUAUGGGAAAAGUUAAGACAUUAUCUAAUCUUUGCUUUCAAAUAGUUAAAAAAUGUUUGUCUGGUUAUGAGGAACGGACAACUAAAGAAUGUUUGACUAUAAAUUCCAUAAACAGAUUAACUGAGGAAGCCUAUUUCAAUAUAGAAGAAGGACGAGAAGGUUUAACAGAAAAUGAUGAUUAUUAUGCUGAUGAAGAUACAAAUUUUUAUGAAGAUGAAACAGAAGAUAACGAUUUUAGUAAUUUUGACGAAAUUAGCAAUACUGAAGUUAACAGUUGGAUUUCUCAAGUAGAGGUGAAAGAGUUUAGGUCUAUUCCUAAUAAAUUAACAGAAACUGUAAGGUCUACAGAAGAACAGAGGACUUCACCUAUAACUGAGGAUGCAACAGUUAUUACUGCUAGAAUAAAAAUCGAACCAGAAGAGGAACCUGAAAACAUUGACCCUUCUAUAAUCAAAACUGAGCCCUUGCAUAACCUGGAUGAGAUGACUAUUAUACCGGAAAGUAUAAUGACUAAUUCAAUAUCAACAGGAAAUGACUUCACUAAUGAUCAAGUUCAGGGGAAAAAUAGCGCUAGUUAUGAUGUCGAUUCAUUUGAAACAUUUGUAAAAUCUAAUAAACUUAUGAAUGCUCUCAGUGAGCAUGAUGAUUUUCCAGAAAUUUUCAGUCAAAGUGCGUCUCGGAUUCGGCGGCAAUUUGAGCCAGAUUGGGAUACAGAAAAUGAUAUGGCUAUGAGUUUAUUAGUUCCACAAACAUUUGAACCGAUGCAUAUAGAAAAUGCGAAAGAUAGGCUAAUGGAAAGCAGCGGCGAUGAAAACAAUAGUACAAAAAAACCCGCGGGUAAGAAAAAAUUGGAUAAACGUAAAGGAAAGUUAAAAAAAGUGGAUCAAAAACCAGAUAAGCAAUUGUCUACAGAAAAGGUCGUAGCCAAAGAAAACCCAAAAGAGAAGCAGCCUGCUCCUAAUGAAAUCGCAGUUCUAACUAGAAGAAUGCGCGAAAAAAUAAGACAAGAAGAAAAAAAGAUAGCAUCAUCAGAUUCUGAAACAGAAAAUGGUAUUACUUCAAAGAAAUUUAAAGAAAUUAACAAUAUUUUAUCAAAGAAAACAAAAGAAACACUUAAGGAGGCUAGUAAAACUAAGCAAAAAAACAGCAAAACUAAAGAUGAUGAAAUUCAGUGCAAUAAUGUUGAUUCAACUCAGCAAAUAAAUGAUCAAAAAAAAUGUUAUUCUCCAGAUCCAAACAGUGUUCAGUUCACUGGAUUUAGUGCAGUAGAUCAGAAUGAAGGAUUUAAUUAUCAAAAGUAUAUGAAAUAUGUUUAUGAUAAAAUACUGCCAACAGUGUCAGGUGAAAGUAAAUCUGAAACUAACAAACCUAUUAUCAACCCUGAUGAACCUGUUGAAUUAUUAGAAUGUGAGCCUACCAUGCCUAUAUUUGAUAAUGAAGAUACCAUGAUAACUUCUAAUAUUGUACCCCAUGAAGAAAUUCUAGUCGAAAAAACUGCUGCAGCUAUAAAGAGAGAUGAUCGUAGUUUGCCAUAUAAGCUGCGUCAUGGAUGGAAAUGUUAUCAAUUACAAUCCAAUGAUACAAAAUUGUAUGAGGAUGCUCAGAUAGUCUUAGAGAAAUUGCCUGAAUCCUUUGUUGAGACAUAUUUCACUUACCAAAAUAUAUCCUAUAGGGAUAAAGAAGAUGAUGAAGUUGAUAGGCUUAUAAAUCUUCAAACCUUAAAUAGGUCAAAGGAUAUUAGAGACAAAGGUAAACCAAAGAGCAGAUUGCUACUACAAGACCAGAUAUCAGAAGAUAAUCAUAAUGAUUCAAAAGCAAUAUCGCCAGUCAACUUUGAUGAAGUUGUGCCUUCAGAUGAUGAAGGCAACCAUGCCAAGAAGAAAAACGAAAAUAUUUCAGCAAAGAGAGAAGGUAAAUCAAAAACCAAACUGUUGUCUCAAGAGCUAACUUGUUCUAGAACGGUAUCAGAAGGGAAUUUUAAUGAUUCAAGAGCAGCGUCACCAACCUACUCUGAUUAUCACGAACUAACGCCUUCAGAAGACGAGAAUGCUAAUGUUGAAGACAAAGUAUGUAGCCCUAAUAAUAACUCAGAAAAUACUUUGGCAAAGAGUUCACUCAUGGACGAUGACAAGGACAGUGAUAAUGAUACAAAAGUUAAAAUUGAACCUGACGAGGAUGUUAUGCAAAGAAAAAUUAAAAAGAAACCAAAGAUUGGCCCGAAAUCUAAAGUAAAAAAAACAGAACCAAUUGACUCAGAAUCAUUUAUGCUCACCGCUGACAAAAUGAUGAAUAGAGAGUUGAACCUUCUUCAUGCACCUAUUUUGCCAGUUGAGGAAGCUCAAAAGACACCUUUGAAGUGCCCUGUGACUAGAAGUAAACAGAGAAGCGCCAACAAAUCUGCAACUGACCAUAAACGAGUCAAAGAAGAAGACGGUGGCUCUUCAUCGGAAGAAGAGAAGAAACAAUGGUUCACCAUAAAAGAGAAAUUACUCAAAAAGAUGAUCAACAAAAAGGACACCACACGAGUUUUGUCUCGCGAACUUUUUGGCGACGUGUCUAAUGAUUCCACGCACCAAGGCAAGGGAAGGAACACAGCAUAUUUCAAAGGAAGGCGUAAUAUUAGGAAAGUACUCGACAAGAAAUGUUUGGCUAAAAGCACUGUCUUAGCAAAUAUGGAGGAGUUUGAAAGGAAACGCAGACUGAAUAUGAGACAAUCUAAAUUGAGGGAACUAUUGGGUUGCGAGGAGGGUGUGAAUGUUCUAGUCAUUAAUGACGAAGUCUGUCUGGAGUACGACUUCGAGAUGCAACGGCCUAUCGUGACCAUACACCCGUUCUUCACCAAAGUUAUGAAGGCUCAUCAGUACGAAGGCGUGAAAUUCAUGUGGGACGCUUGCUUCGAGAGCUUGGAGGACAUCAAGUCUGGACAUCCGGGUGGCGGCUGCAUACUAGCUCACUGUAUGGGACUCGGCAAGACUUUGCAAGUGCUAGCAUUAUUGCAUACGCAAGAACAGCCUGGAGCCUGGGAAAUCGUGCGAUAUCCUCUGUUGGCCCUGGAGGCCACAAACCUCCUGAGAUCUUCGGAACUGUUCCCCCCAUCUAUGAUUGAGGGAAUCGACUUCAAACGAGUUCAUGCUCCGCAAGACUCACGCAUUGAGCCCUCGACAGAUUAAACUCUUUUUUUUUGUAACUUAAACUCAAAUAUUCUUAAUGAAGAAUAUUUUUCAGUAUAACAUUGUGGAUGUAAAAUUGAUCAAAUGUAGUAAUUAAACUCUUAUUCUAAUUUUCUAAGCCAUUUGAACGUUAAAUAAGGGUUUCAUUUAGGCUAUCAUUGCAGGCAAUCUUAGUAUGAUUUUAUCAGGACCACACUUAGUAGUAAUAGGGGCGAUGAUUAGUUUUUGUUUUUUUUUUUAUCUGUCUGGUAGAUUAUUAAAGAAUAUUAAACACAUUUUUUUUUGCUUAAUUAAUAAAUUACGGCGAUACAUUGAGUUAAAAUGUGGCAUGAUCUCACGUUUUUGUACAUUUUCUACAAAACUAUAACGUAGCGAACCCCCAAUUCAACGUCAUUUUUUGUUUAAAUUGAAGCAAUAAAAUAAAAAAAACGUAUCUAAUAUUUUUCUAUUAUCUGCCUGGCCGACUAAAUAUUUUUAUUUACCCAGUCGUCAUCCCUAUUAUUAGAGAGUUACUAAUACAUUGUUUCGUGAUAGGUACUGACGCACCCGCGCGUGGGCAUGCAGCGUGUUCUUGUGUGUUGCCCGCUGUCCACUGUACUCAACUGGGUGGAUGAAAUUCAUAAAUGGAUAGGACCGGUCACCGAUCAGAUUAAGGUAUUCGAACUUUCAAAACUAAAAAAGACGUAUGAGCGAGCGUAUCAACUCGAAGACUGGUACAAAGGUGGUGGCAUAUUCAUAAUCGGCUACGAGUUGUUCCGUAGUCUGACAACACUAGACGCUUACCUUGACGACGUCCGACCAGUGAUAGUGAACAAGAUAAGGACCGCUCUAUUAGAUCCUGGUCCUGACAUCAUUAUAUGCGAUGAGGGACAUUUACUGAAGAACGAUUGCUCAGUAUUGGCUGUCGCGAUGAGUCGCGUCCGCACGAGUAGAAGGAUAAUACUCACUGGUACUCCGAUGCAAAACAAUUUGAGGGAGUAUUACUGUAUGGUUAACUUUGUGAAGCCGAAUCUCCUUGGAACAUAUUCGGAGUACUCUAACAGGUUCGAAAAUCCCAUCAUGAAUGGUCAGCACCGUGACUCCCGUGAGGAAGACAUCAGGCUAAUGAAGGCGCGCACCCAUAUUCUACAUAAAGUUUUAGAAGGUUGUCUCCAAAGGCAAGAAGCUUCGGUGCUCUACCCUUACCUACCGAAGAAGCACGAGUAUACUGUUUUCGUGUCACUGUCCAAAUGCCAAUGGGAUCUAUACAAGCAUUAUUUGCAAAAUUGUACAAGCACACAGAUGGAGAAACUAGAAGAUGAAUUGGCUCGUGAUGAUCUCAACGCGGAAGACAUUAAGCCCGCCGAUACUGAUACCUGGUGGCUUCAGUACUUGGAGGGGGGCGAGAUGCUGGACUCCUUGCAUAGCUCCAACAAAUUCGUAUGCAUCUUCCGCAUACUUGAGGAGUGCAUCGCCCUCGGCGAUAAACUGUUAAUAUUCUCCACUUCGCUGUUCACCAUGGACGCCUUAGAAUACUUCCUAAAGAAGAUAAAAGACUGGAGUCUGGGCAAGGAGUAUUACCGUUUGGACGGCUCUGUGCCCGCCGAGGACGUGGUGCUACUGCGCGUGGCGCGCGACACGAACCUGCACGCGGUGCACGAGCACGACUCUCUGCUGCGCGGCUCCGGCGAGCAGGGGCUGCCCGAGCAUGAGCGGAACGCCGCCUGGAUGCAGUUCCAGGAGGAGCACGCCAACAAGCGUCAGUAUAUAUACUAGUGGCCACCAGCGACUUCGUCUGCAUCCGCAUUUUCCAUUAUUUCUUCGCUCCUAAUAGUUGCAGCGUGAUGUUAUAUAGCCUAAAGCCUUCCUCGAUAAAUGGUUUAUUCAACACAAAAAUAAUUUUUCAUUUCGAACCAGAAGUUUCUGAGAUUAGCGCGUUCAAACAAACGAACAAACUCUUUAGGUUUACAAUAUUAGUAUAGAUUGUAUCGUUGUAUUGGCCUGAUCGUGAUAUGCCCGGGCACAUCGAGGUACGCCGACACUUCUUGAUUUGGCCGGCUAUAUCAAGAUGUGCAGAUCGACGAGAAUAACAUUUUUGUCGAUAUUCCCAGCUCAACACUGGGCGGAUCAUGAAGCAGUUGCAUUCGCGCCGUUAGAACUGUAAGAAUUUAAAUGCAAGAGAUUAACGGUCAUGCGUAUACGAAAACUGCUGCCGUGAAAUUAUCACCUAUCCAAUCCGAGAAGGGCAACGACCCCGCGUCUUCCGAAUCGAAACCCGAACGAAAGAGAGGGCAAAAGAAGAACUCUGUCAUCUCGUGUUAUAUACCUAUAGAGCCACAAACAUCGAUAAACCCGUCCGCACCCGUAGACGAAAAAAGAGAAGAGGAACUAGUGACCACAAUCACUCAUAUCCUGAUCAAGCACAAUUUCCACGUCAGACAGGAGCCGCAUGAAAUAGCAAAUUUAGUGUCCAAGGUUCGGAAGCUAGUCGCUGGCGGAAAUAUACAAGAGAGUCUGCAAGAGAUUUCCCCUUCAGACGAAUUGAAAAACCGGAACCUCAAACGGAGAGGAAGAAAGAGAGGCAAGAAAAAAAUCACUCCAGAGAUAAUGAAACCGGUUGAGACUAUUAAGGAGGAUUUAGUAAAAGCCAACGGUAGAAGGAAAAGACGUGCCGCCUUAAGAGCGGAGGAAAGCUUUAAUGCCAUCACCGAUUCUAUCGUUCCUGCCAGUGAUGAAAGUGACUUCGUACCCGACGAUCUGAAAGAUGCCCCUACUUGCGUCGAGGACGCGGCUGACGCGGAUGAACCUGACUAUCUUGAGGACGAUUCCGAUCUCGCUGAGGAAGGUCCCAUUAUAGGCGAUUCCGGCGAUGAAGUACAGAACGCGAUCGUUAAAGAAGAACCGAUCGACGAUAAGGUUAAUACAGGUAUAAGAUCAAAGCGAUCCGCCGCUACAUCUAAAAGCGGGAGCACAAGAAACAGUGACGUCAUAGAGAGUCAAACAAAGAAGUUGCAUGAAGAAAUGAUUAGUAUAUUGUUGAGUGAUGACGAGGAAAUACCUCCUCCGAAGAAGAAGCCGGGACCGGCACGUAAAACUAUGAAUCCGAUACCGAAGGAGAUUGAAAAUAAUGAACAGCGUGUGCCAUUGCAUCCCUCGUUGCUUAGUAACCAGAACUUUAUUAAGAUCGUUGCUCACACAUACUUAACUGGUAACCCUAUGUUAGAUGAAGAUGCGGCCACGCUCGCUGCUCAGUAUAGUACGCAGAAAGCUCUUAAAGAACAUGAAUCGACCGGAAAGGCUAUAAACAGUGGCCCACUAUAUGAUAUAGCCGUGAAGGUAUUAGGAGUAGACAUUCUAAAAAAGUUAGACCUCACAAAAGGAAAGUCCCCAUUUAAGGCGAUCCCUCAACUGGAGCCGGAAAAAGCGGUUGAUAAACCUCAAGAGAGUCCGGUGGAAAAUACUACGGAAAGACUGGUUGAGAAGCCGAUAAAUAAGCCAGAGGAAAAACCAGUCGAAACCAAUAAAACUAUUGAACUAGUCGGCAAAGGGCCAAAGCUGACGCCAAUAAGAUUAAAAAUACGUGUGCCGGUUGAAGCAAAAAAACACCAACCGGUUGUUACGUUAUCGCCGUUGUCAACAUUAUUGAACACCUCUGUACCAUCUCCAGUGACGUCAUACCCCGUGUCUUCUUACCAGUACAAUGCAACUCAACCGCCGACGAGCGCGGCAUGGACGCAUCCUAACAUCAACAGUCGCCCCACUGGAGAACAGUGUUAUCCCUCCUGGCCUGCAUUUCAUCUGUUUAAGGGAUCUGCUGAUAUACCAGCUGGAGGCACGCACCAUUCAGCCGACGAGUGUAUACUGCCAGACGAUGACGACAUACAAAUAAUAUCGGACCCUGUGCCUAAUAUUACGCAUGACAUCCGACAAAGUCCAGUUGUACCGAUGACGGCCAUCACUGAACCUAACUCUAAAAUCCCCAGAUAUUUACAAAGAGUCGUCCUCAAAAACUUACGAGCACCACCAGGACAAGAUAGCAUCAUAAACCUUCAAAAUAACAACUCUUCUAUGUCGCGUACGAGUACCGCAAAUAAAAUGUUGUACAUAAGCAACACAGAACCAAACACGAGUACAACCGUGCAUACGAAUCCCCAACCGUCGGUUGCAUCAAAAUCUUUAGUUUUUAACACCAUUUCAUUGGACAGUGACGAUGAAGAUAUUUUACCGUCCGUACAAACGUCGAACAUAUCAAGUUCGGGUCCGCAAACUGCGGUGCCUGUAUCAUUGACCGCUGCUAAUCCGUCGCCAAGUAUGGAAGUGCAACGUGCGAUCGAGUUACAUAACAGUCUAUUAGGUCGGUCGAGAUCAAGCACUAAUAAACGCUCGAUUCCACAGACUGUGGAACAAUCGAAACCGGCAAAUAUAAAGCCCCUGAAAUUAACGAAGUGUAGGGACAUUCCACCAGGAGUAGUUCCUAUACCUCUGACCCGUACUUCGAAGUCGCCGAUGGUAGGCCAACCUUCUUUAGUUUCCACUAAAGAGACGGCGCCGUCACCGACUGUCAAUAAUGAUUCCCAAUCAAUUCUAAAUUCUGAACAUGAAGCACGCCAAAAUAAACUUUGCAAAGCCGGCGACGUAUUACGUUUUUCCAAGUCGGGUCGAAUAGAAAUGGUAAACAAGGCUGAUAAAGUGAGGCCCGAAGAGAGUAAAUCCUCAGGGACUAAGCACGUCGUCGUAUCGAAGCUGAAUAAGAAACCUAGCUUGAUACCUACGGUUAGUAUAGAUCUUGACGAAAUACCGACUGUCCAGCAAGAUGUGACGGCAUCUAAGAGGAAAACACAUUUUGACGCUGUAAGAAAAACUACCACAAACCAAACCCAAUCUAUUAGCGAAAUUCGUCCGAGAUCAAACAGUCCGUUCAACCCGCUCUCAAUAUUACGAGAUGUCGUUCAUAUCGAAGCGGACGACUAUGCAGUGCAACAAUCUUCAAACACUGCAAAAAGUACAACUAACGAAACAAGCGCCAAACCGAAUGUAGUUUCAAAACCAAAGAAUGUAAUAACCAUUACACAUGGAGUAAUCGAAUCUCCAUUAAAUAAACAGGAUAGAGACAGCAAAGAUGGCGCGUGGUACAAAGUGUUGAGCCACAACGAAAAGAAAACUCAGCCGACAGUUAAUAAUUCAAAGGCGCCUUCGAUAAAGCUUCCCCUGACAACGCGUUCUGGUAAUGACCACGUACCGAAAAGUUCAAUCCAAACGAAAGAUAGUUCGACUGCGCAACCGAAAAGAAUUGUAGUAACGGCGCGGGCGUCUAGAGACAAAGGGAAGAAUCCCGUUAUAGAUAUCACAGGGAUUGGCGAUCGACAGACAUCAUCUGUAGGUAGUAAAGUUCAAACGAGAAUCCUCAAAGGCUCUACUUUAGUUGGCACAUCAAAAGAUAUUAUACUGUGUGGCACUGGAAAAGCAAUAAAGAGGGCACAACCCCCGUGA